Helianthus annuus (common sunflower) is the source of this 1191-nucleotide messenger RNA. RefSeq lists its product as uncharacterized. The transcript has 3 exons. NCBI's taxonomy places the organism in Eukaryota, Viridiplantae, Streptophyta, Magnoliopsida, Asterales, Asteraceae. The record is from RefSeq and is a predicted model, not a curated record. Gene Ontology annotation, molecular function: zinc ion binding. Bases 1 to 1191 code for a protein of 396 amino acids.
AUGGAUGUCGUCAGGAGGACCAUCAAUAGUCAUGUCGACGUCAUCGGCUAUUCGUCGAGUAGCCUACCUUUGGAAGGAAUGUCCACAGGGGGCGUAUUGUCGAGGUUCGAAACCAUGGGGUUAAUUCCUGCAAUGUCUAAAGUGUAUCCGAGUGCAAAGCAUAGAUACUGCCUGAGACAUAUACACGAAAAUAUGAAAUCAAAAUGGAGUGGAGGUGAAAACAAAAACCUUCUGUGGAAUUGUGCCUCUGCAUCAACAAUACCAGAGUUUGAAAAGUCUAUGAAGGCAGUGCUUGAUAAGGACAAAGCUCUAUAUGAUUGGCUGAAAGAAAUACCAAGCAAACAUUGGUCAAGAGCCUUCUUCACAGGCAGGGCUAGGUGUGACAUAUUGCUAAACAACAUUUGCGAGGUAUUCAACAGGCAACUGAUACAGGGCAGGGACAAGCCAAUCAUAACAUGUCUAGAGUAUAUCAGGGAGUAUUUAAUGAGGAAGAUUGUUGUGGUGCAUAAGAAGAUUGCCAAAUGUAAAGGUCCUUUAACUCCAGGAGCUACUGAAUUGUUGCAAACUAUCAAGACUGAAGCUUCAGAGUACACUGUGAUUUGGACCGGAGGGACAAAGUAUCAGGUCAGCACACACUUUAAUGACCACCAAGACCAAAGGGUUGUGAGUUUGGAUGAAAGGACCUGCUCUUGUAGAAGAUGGGAUCUCACAGGUAUCCCUUGUAGACAUGCAGUUGCAUGUAUCUGGGAUAUGGGAUUGCAUGGUAGAGGUGAUGGAGUUCCUGAAAAAUGGGUUCAUCCAGUUUACUGGCUAGAGACUUGGAAAGAGGUGUACAAGCAUACUGUUGAACCAGUGAAUGGCAGUGACAUAUGGCCUAAAUCUGCAUGCCUAACCACCUUGAUUCCUCCAAAGUAUCAUGCCCAGGUUGGGAGCCCAAAAAAGAAAAGGAAAAAGUCUGCAGUGGAGGUAGCAGAGGCCAAGGCUGCAUCACAGGAAAAAAAGAAGGAAAAAAGGAAGGCCAAGGCUGCAGUGGUGGUUGAAAAUAUAAGUAACACACUCUCAAAAACUGGAAAGCUAUCCAGGAAGGGGAACUCUUUGGCUUGUCAAAUCUGUAAGACAGUUGGACAUAACAGGAGGAGCUGUGGUCAGUCUUCAAAGGCUAAGGAUGGGGCAGCAACAGAAGCUUCUUAG